Molecule: messenger RNA, 6109 nt
Organism: Syngnathoides biaculeatus (alligator pipefish)
Lineage: Eukaryota; Metazoa; Chordata; Actinopteri; Syngnathiformes; Syngnathidae
Gene: rasgrp3
Product: RAS guanyl releasing protein 3 (calcium and DAG-regulated)
Biological process (GO): positive regulation of GTPase activity; Ras protein signal transduction
Cellular component (GO): plasma membrane
Molecular function (GO): calcium ion binding; guanyl-nucleotide exchange factor activity
Source: RefSeq, a predicted model, not a curated record
AUCAGUGUUAAGCGCAUGUGCAGUGGAAAUUGGUGGCUGAGAUGUCAUCAUAGAUAAAGAAUGACAAUGUAAAUUCAAAAUCAGGGACUAUUCCCAUUUGUCACUAAUAACUGGAGGUCUUCGCUGUCUGAAUUGGCUGCCUUGUGGAUCCAUCUUUGCUCUAAGCGAUCUACAGCAGAAUCAUAGAGGAGGAAUACUUUGACUGGUGCAGAAGAGUGACCUUCCCCCUUUCUCUGAAAAUCAAUCAACAUGGGAUCAACAACACUGGGAAAGGCAGCUUCUCUUGAUGCUCUCUUAAUUGAAUGCAUACGAGCAUUUGGUGACAACGGAGAGCUGCAGGGCAACCUGCCUCGCAUGCUUCUGCUGAUGCAUCGCUGGUAUGUUACAUCAUCGGAACUGGCUGGAAAACUGCUGAUGAUGUACCGUGACUGCAACGAUAAUGACUACCACAAAACAAGACUAAAGACUUGCUACUUCAUGAGGUACUGGAUAGGGACAUUCCCAGCAGAGUUCAACCUGGACUUAGGUCUUAUUAGGAUAACAAAGGAGUUCAGAGAAGUUGCUGAAAGGCUAAGCUACGAGGAGCAUUUCAAACUUCUUGAUAUAUCCACCAUUCCUUCAUAUGACUGGAUGCGUAAACUGACUCAGCGUAAAAAGCAGGAUAAGAAAGGCAAAACGUCGCUGUUGUUUGAUCAUCUUGAACCAAUAGAGCUGGCAGAACAUCUGACUUUUUUGGAAUUUAAAUCCAUCAGGAGAAUAUCGUUCUUGGAUUACAAGAGCUAUGUGCUCCAUGGUUGCUUGGUGGACAACCCGACACUGGAACGCUCUAUUGCUUUGUUUAAUGGGGUUUCGCAGUGGGUCCAACUCAUGGUGUUAAGGAAACUGACACCUCAAACCCGGGCAAAGGUUAUCACCAAGUACAUCCAUGUGGCUCAGAAACUUCUUCAGCUAGAGAACUUCAACACUUUAAUGGCAGUGGUGGGAGGACUGAGCCACAGCUCAAUUUCCCGUUUGAAGGAGACACAAACUUAUCUGUCUGGAGAGGUAGUGAAGAUGUGGCGUGAGAUGACAGAACUGGUCUCUUCCAACAAUAACUACUCCUACUACCGCAAGGCCUUCAAUGACUCACAAGGCUUUAAAAUCCCCAUCCUGGGUGUGCACCUGAAAGACCUCAUAGCCCUGCAUGUGGUCUUUCCAGACUGGGUGGAAGACAGCAACAAGGUUAACCUAGUGAAGAUGCAGCAGCUCUACAUGACUUUCAAUGAGCUGGUGUCAUUGCAGAGUGGAGUGGCACAAGUGGAGCCCAACAUGGACCUGAUAUACCUGCUAACGCUUUCUUUAGAUCUUUACUACACUGAGGAUGAGAUUUACGAGUUGUCAUUACUCCGGGAACCACGUAAUCCUAAAUCACUGCUGACCUCUCCCACAACUCCGAACAAGCCCCUUGUCCCACUGGACUGGGCCUCAAGUGUCACAACCAAACCAGACCCCUCUGUGGUUAGUAAACAUAUCAGGAAAGUGGUCGACUCGGUGUUCAGGAACUAUGACCCCGACCACGAUGGUUAUAUUUCUCAAGAAGAUUUUGAAAACAUUGCUGCUAACUUUCCCUUCCUGGACUCCUUCUGCGUUCUGGACAAAGACCAGGAUGGCCUGAUCAGUAAAGAUGAGAUGAUAGCAUAUUUCCUCCGAGCAAACCAGCUCCUCCAGUGUAAAAUGGGUCCAGGGUUCCUCCACAACUUCCAGGAAAUUACCUAUCUGAGGCCCACCUUCUGUGAACACUGUGCUGGAUUUCUCUGGGGGAUUAUCAAGCAGGGAUACAAGUGCAGAGAUUGCGGCGUCAACUGCCAUAAACAAUGUCGGGAGCUGUUGGUUUUGGCUUGCAGAAAGCUGCUGCGCUCGGGCUCUCUCGGUUGUAUGACCCCUGACAGACAGAUACACAGCUCGCUACCCAACAGCCCUGCACUGAAAACCUCUUCAGACAAGGAUGAGGUCUUUGAGUUCCCUGCUGUGAAAUCAGCAAGUCCUAUUCGGGAUACAAAAAGCAUCACUCUGAUGACUGGUUCGGCUCAGAGGAUCUCUGUCCGCCUGCAGAGGGCCACGAUCAGCCAGGCCACUCAGACUGAACCUCUGUGGUUGGAACAUAGCUGGAGGAGCGCAGAUGGUGGCUCCCACACCUUUCCAAAAAUGAAAAACCAGACUCACAGAGAGACCUCAAAAAAAAACAGUUUUUCCUCAUGGGAAAACCAGGACAAUCAGCGACAGCUGGCAGGUUUGGUCCAGUGCAGUGGUCACAGUCUGGAGAAGAAUGCUGGCCUUGGGGAGCUUGUGCAGAUCACAGAUUGCAGGAUCACACGCAGAGGGAAUGUAAUACAAACAGGAUAAAGUAUUGUCGCUACUAGAAACAAUGUUAUAGUUCUUGUGGGAAGUUAGGUCUUUCUCCAAGUCUUAUCAAAUCGAUAUUUUAAAGAUUGUGGCGCACAGAUGAACAUUUAAAACAUAAUUUUAUUUAAGAAUAUGUAGGCACUUUCCCAUAUCUUGGUCACGAAAUGAAAUAACGGUGCUUACAUUGAGAGCAUCCAUUUUAUUUCCUGCAUGCCCUCAUUCCGGUUGUAACAGACUUUGCAUGAUUGGUCAGACAGUUAGGACUGCUUGCCAGCCAAUUGCAGAGAACAUUUCUGACACACCUCAGAAAGGUUUCUGGACUUGGGUCACAAAAGAUAUACAGCGAUGCCUUCAGAAACGUUUUGAAUUUGUUCCGUGACCAUGCUCUCAAAACAUUCAUGUUUCAUAACAUAUUUCCCCAUCAAAAUGAAUGAAAUGCAAUUAGUUUGUUCUAGUCUCCUGUCAGAGAUGUUCCUAAAAAAACAGCUAAGACAAGCCUGAGGACUGUGGAGAGCGAACUCAAACCCACCAAGAUUGCCUUUCUCGCGAGGGACAGAUAGGGAGAAACACUGUGUGAAUGCGUUCCCUCAGACUGCCAAAGUUGUAGUCCCUGUCUGCUCUUUCUAUUGCUUUCUCAGAUUAAAGGGUUACAUGGUUACACAGGGAAAAUGCUGACACAGAUGGCUACACCUACAGCACAUAAACAAUAAGGUGCAUGUUUCUUCAAGGCUGCAAGAGUGUCCUGAUAAACCCACAAGAGAAAAAGCAGGGCAUUGUUUAAAGACAUGUUUAUGGCAUUUGGGGGUAUCAUCUUGUGGUAGAACGGGGAUAUCUUCUCCCAGUGUUGAGGAGUAUAUGCUCCAGGCCAGCAGGGAAACAUGCUGAGGUCAGGAUGGAGACAUUGCUUCCCAGUGUUCAGGAGUAUCAGCUUGAGGUCGGCAGGGAGGCAUUGCCUCCCAGGUGUCGCUGGGUCACACUUCAAGACACGCACGUAGCUCACAAAGAGAACAAUUCAGAGUACGACUAACAGAAACAAACAGAUGAAAAAACAAUCCUAACAGCAACUAUAGUAGCAAUGAUAUACUUUUAUCAUGAUAACUUACAUACUAAUACAUUCCUAAACAUCUCCCAAAGAAGUUUUUUGUUUUUGAUAAAGAUAAGUAGCAGUACGUUGUAAACUACUGUACAACAUAGUGAUAAAAACUGAGAGGAGAAUGUAAAGCAAUUAGCUGGUUUUAUGAUAUAUCAUUGAGUCAAAAGUCUCUCUCAAACUCUCCUACUACAGGCAACAUUUUUGCGUUAGCAGGUACGUUCCACAAGCUUCUGUCUUUUAAUAAGAAAAGGUUCAGUUAACACUAUGGUAUGAUGUACAAAUACACAGUAAUAACAUUUGUACCCCAAGUAGCCCGCAGUUCUGCUGUCCCUCUGCAGAACACUCUUUGCCACAGUACCAUUGGAAAUUUUCUGUCGUAAUUGAUCACUUGUCCACAUUUUGGAAUAGUUUUAAAAACCCUUGUCAGAUGUAAUUUUUUUUUUUUUUGUAAUGUUAAUUCUUAGCCUGUGCGCUCGUGAUGUUUUCCAUUGCAUGCUUAAUUGGUGGUUGUUUCAAAUACACAACCUGUAGUUCUUUGUUUUAUGGUUAGUUUAACAAGCAAACUGGUGGUGGCAAGCAACAGCUUGAGGUUUCUUUUUUGAAGAAUAUUGACUAAUUAAAUGAGCCUAGCUGUUUAUGGAAGUGAGCGGAAACACCUGCAUGUUUGGGAUCACAAGUCAAAGCAAGCUUGUGUGUGCUUUGAUUGGCUAAAAUCUGAAGUAUUGUGGUACCACAACAGAUGAUUCAAAUUUUUAAUUCCGGCAGAACUACUGAUCAUCCGUCCAUCCAUCCAUCCAUCCAUUUUCUUAGCCGCUUAUCCUCACAAAGGUCGGACAAAGGGAGUGCUGGAGCCUAUCCCAACUGUCAAUGGGCAGGAGGCAGGGUAUACCCUGAACUGGCUGCCAGCCAAUCGCAAGGCACAUGGAGACAAACAGCCACACUCACAAUCACACCUUGGGGCAAUAUAGAGUGUCCAAUUAAUAUUGCAUAUUUUUGGGAUGUGGGAGGAAACCAGAGUGCCUGGAGAAAACCCAUGCAGGCAUGUAAACUCCACACAGGCAGGGCUCAGAUUGAACCCUGGACCUCAAAACUGUGAGGGCAACGCUGUACAGCUGUUCCACCGCGUCAGUGGGGGUCAUCACUGAAGAAAAUAGUUUACAAACCUCAUUGAGGGGUCACAGCCAGAAGGGAAAAGACCCUCACUUUCGGCCCCAUGCCUCUAUGUCAUUGUUGUGAAUUGAAAAUACUAUUUUCAAAAGUUUUGAACCAGUCUGAAAGAAUUCUACUUUACAGGAGGGGGUGGGGGAAAAAAAGCGAAAUUCCUGUUUUUGGUGAUUUUGACCAAGUCCACAGCAGAAAAAAAAUGGGCCUGUCAGUAGACCUGUCAAAGGGAUUUGAACAAAGGAUCAUUUCAUCUUUUAAUGCAUGCAUAACUAUUGCUCAUGUCAUCCAAACAACUAUUGUACAAACUUGGACUGAAUUUAAGACUUCAGGACAGUUAAAUGCACUCUAAACCCUGACUUAUUUUGAACUCAGAGAGACAAAUAUAUGUAAAUUACAUUGUGCUAAUGUUAACAUUACUUGUUAAUUCUGUUUAAAAUUGACCUUGUGAUGUGCACCUAACUGAAUUGUCGUAGCAUUAGUUUCAUUUUGCUUACAAAUCUUGGAUCAAAUAUUUCAUUAUAAAGUAUUAUUUUAUUAAUGUACAAUUUGCAAGAUACACUUAACUGAUUCGUGCCGUAAGUACACCUAGAAAACGCCAAAAUUCCUGAUGUAAAUGUUGCUUCUCUUGCAUUUCAGGAAAGCUGACUUGAUAACAGAAGUGUAACACACCAGUCUCAAGGGUCCAGAAAACUCCUCAUGUCUGGGCCCAGGAAGUUCUUCUGUCUGGGAAGGUACACGGCUCUUUGACUUCCCCAUUCAAUUGAGGGGGUGUCAGAGCAUUCUCUCUGAGCUCCAGCAUAGACCACGAAAAAUGCUAAUGUCUGGUUUGUUCAAGAUCAAGGCACUGCAAGUUGUAACAAACCCCAAAAGAUCAGCACAGUGACUAGGAGUGGGUCCUCUUUGUAUAUGACCACAGCCCCAACCUGGGGACCAAAGGAUAAUAGAACUUCAUUCCAAGUGUUUGGAAGAUGGCACAGUGUUGCCACAGGAGAAAAAAAUAUUUUUAUUUGAUGGUCACAAUUUUCUUGAUUGCACCAAAUCUUAUACAGUACAAAAACAGUGUGUGACUUUUGGAUAAACAUUUGGAAAGACAACUCGAGAUGUUUGCAUGUGAAUUUUGAAGUGACAAUUAAAGGGAAAGUUGAGAUAAAAUGGGCUUGAUUUUUUUUUUUUUAAAGCAGUGUGCAGUGCAAUGGAAUAAAACAAGGGAACUGCGAGAUGUAUGAUUUCAGUAGAAAACAUUUGGAAACUACAAGGUUUAACCCUCAUAUAAUUAAUCAAUUAAAAGGUUUCGUGAAGAGCAGCUGGUGUAUGCAACACCAUAACCGUAAAAAAUACCAAUAAAACUGUUUUUAUUAUGGUAGCAGUUAUUUUACAGUCAAGAUCGUUACUUUGCGAAGAGGGUGGUACAGCUAAAAUUUUUGGUGACCUAGCAUCAUGCAUUUGUCUAAGUUCCUGACAUGGUAGAUG